This is a messenger RNA of Cyprinodon variegatus (sheepshead minnow), 2839 nucleotides long. It is a transcript of the gene mst1, whose product is annotated as macrophage stimulating 1. The coding region runs from base 50 to 2233 and encodes 727 amino acids. The transcript has 18 exons. Gene Ontology annotation, molecular function: receptor tyrosine kinase binding; serine-type endopeptidase activity. Gene Ontology annotation, biological process: proteolysis; regulation of receptor signaling pathway via JAK-STAT. Lineage: Eukaryota; Metazoa; Chordata; Actinopteri; Cyprinodontiformes; Cyprinodontidae. The record is from RefSeq and is a predicted model, not a curated record.
UCUGACUUAGUGUGGGGAUUUUAACAACUGGUAAACAAGUUCAGAUUAAAUGAAUUCAGACUCAGAGGCUUUCCUGAAGUGUAAUCUUCCUCAGAAACGAAAGAUGAUGCUAAUCCUUCUCUGUAUUCUCCUAACUACUGGAGGGACAACAGGACACCGCAGUCCUCUGAAUGAUUACCAGCGCUCAGAGGGCAGAGAGCUCGUUCCGACCCCAUGGAACCUAGCUCGGAUGCAGAUGUUGCCAGGUUUGAGCCUGGAGGAAUGUGCAAGCCGCUGCUUGAACUCUCUGGACUGCAGAGCUUUCAACUAUGAGACCCGUCCGAUUGGUACUUGUAAACACCUGCCCUGGGUGGCUGACGGAAGCAACGCAGAAGUCAAGAGAAACGUCAACUGUGAUCUUUAUGAAAAGAAAGUCUAUGUAAGAAAGUGCAUUGUAGGCAAAGGGGAAGACUACAGAGGGAAAGUUUUCACCACAAAGAGUGGGCUCACCUGUCAACAGUGGUGGUCCAAGUUUCCUCAUGAUCACAGGUGGACUCCCACCCCUACCAAUGGGCUGGAGCUGAACUACUGCAGGAACCCAGAUGGGGACCGUAUCGGUCCUUGGUGCUACACCACCGACCCUGAGCGACGCUACGAGAGCUGCAACAUCCCCCAGUGUAAAGAUGAGGUCUGCAUCACCUGCAACGGAGAAGACUACAGAGGGCAGGUGGAUCACACUGUGAGUGGCAAGGAGUGUCAGAGAUGGGACCAGCAGUACCCUCAUCAACACAUCUACCAGCCUGAAAAGUACCCUGACAAGAGUUUGGAUGAUAACUACUGCCGUAACCCUGAUGCAUCUCCGGUGCCGUGGUGUUACACCACAGACCCUGAGACAGAGAGAGAAAAAUGUGACAUCAGUAGAUGCACUGAAGUCCGUGUGGAGAAGAGGCAGCGCUCCAGCUUCACCACCAACUGCUUCCGAGGCCGAGGGGAAGAUUAUCGUGGCAAAGUCAACGAGACAACGUCUGGAAUUCCCUGUCAGAGAUGGGACUCCCAACAACCUCAUGCACAUCCCUUUAUCCCAGACAUAUAUGAGUGCAAGGGUUUAGAGGAGAACUACUGCCGUAACCCAGAUGGUUCAGAGGCCCCCUGGUGCUUCACUUCAAUACCAGAGAUGAGGACUGCCCUUUGCCUACAGAUUAAGCGCUGUGCUGAUGACAUUGAGGCCGAGGACUGCUACCAUGAAAAUGGAAGAAACUACAGAGGUGUUGUCCGCAAAACUCGCAAAGGCAUCACCUGUCAGAAAUGGAAUGUGAACACACCUCAUCUGACCAAGAUAAACCCACGGACACAUCCGGAUGCCAACCUGACGGAGAACUAUUGUCGUAACCCAGAUGGGGACCAGCACGGACCCUGGUGUUACACCACUGACCCAAAAACUGAGUUUGAUUACUGCGCCAUUAAACAAUGUGCUGGAGAAAAAGUGUCCUUGACGGAAACAGUAGAGAAGGUGGAGUUCAGUGAGUGCGGGAAGAGAGACGACCGUCCCCAGCCAACCAGGUUGCGUAUCGUGAAUGGAAUCCCUGGGAACUCGCCUUGGACUGUGAGCCUCAGAGACAGGAAAGGAAACCACUUCUGUGGAGGAUCUCUGGUGAAUCCCAGAUGGGUGAUCAGCACAAAGCAGUGCUUCUCCUCCUGCUAUGUGGACUUGCCAGGAUACUCUGCCAUGAUGGGAACCCUUUUCCGUGAUCCGCAGGAAGGAGAGCCUGGUGUGCAAACGAUUCCUCUCACCAAGAUUGUAUGUGGACCUUCUGAGUCUCAGUUGGUCAUGCUUCAAUUGGAAUAUCCGGCACAGUUCAAUGAGCGUGUCUCUCAGAUAUGCCUCCCUCCUGAGCGCUACAUAGUGCCUGAGCACACAAGAUGUGAAAUAGCUGGGUGGGGUGACACAGGAGGGACUGGAGAUGAGACUGUCCUUAACGUUGCACAUGUGCCAGUUAUCAGUAACACUGAAUGCAACAAAUACUACAGAGGUCGCGUCCGAGAAAAUGAGAUGUGCACAAACUCUUUCCAAGCUGGAGUCGGUGCCUGUGAGAGAGACUACGGCGGCCCUCUGGCGUGUCAGAAUGCCGACUGCUGGGUGCUAGAGGGCGUGAUCAUCCCCAUGAGGCGCUGUGGACACCCGGGACAGCCCAACAUUUUCAUCCGUGUGUCUGUGUAUGUUGACUGGAUCAAGAAGGUCAUGGAGAUGGCUUAGCUGUCUGAUAAGGAACUGAAUGAAUGCUUUAACAUUUAAAAGACAUGAACAUUUGUAUCCAGUUAAAGAUUAAAACUAACUGUUUAGUUGGGAUUCAUCUACAGGGUUGCAUAGCUAUACUACAGUGUCAAUAGAAAGCCAGCUCAAAAUACAUAUAUCUUACUGUAAUUUUUUUAGGUUCUUUUGUUUGCAAAGUUUUUAGAAUUAAUUCAUCCAGAAAAUUGUGUGUUUGUUUUUGGAUAUAUAUCACAUUAUGUUCUCCUUUUGUUUGAUGUAUUAUCAUGAUGCAGUGCCUGCAUUUUAUUUUUGUCUCAGAAAUCAACCCAAAUAUUAAGUUAGAGGAACAGAUUGAUUUUCCCAUUUUUAGAUCCAGUGGUCAGUUUUGUUGUCAUUAAUAAUGCAAGCUGAUCAUAACUUAUUUCUCUGCCUCAAUGCAUUUACAGUAUUCUGUGUAGCUAUACUUUUACUGAAGGAGGCUGGGAUGUACCAAGUUUUUAUUAAAUAAAAAAAAAAGAUCAGAUAAAAGUGCAAAGGUAUAGACCAAUACCCAAUUACACAUUAGAGAAGCAGCAAAAAAAAUCUGGCUUUCUGAGUUUAAAGUUCAAC